CCAGGAAUGUAUUAACAACAACCAAUCCCACGUAAGUAGGCGGAUACUCUGCUCAAGAAAUAGUAGAGGAACUUGGAGGAAAGCAGUACGGGGGAAGUUGGGGCCGAAAUUGCGGAGGGAGAUGGCACAGGAGACCAAGCAGACGCAGGCGCCUGUGCUCUGUGCCACCGGCUGUGGAUUCUAUGGAAACCCACGGACCAAUGGGAUGUGUUCUGUGUGCUAUAAAGACUCCGCCCCGAGACAGAACAGCACUGCGAGAGUCGGCCUUUCAGAGUCCGAUGGGUGCAGUGUGGCUGUGGAGAGCAGUACUGUAGCUGUGUCAUCAGCACUGUCUCUGGUAGCCUCCUCAAUGGAACAGAGCAGCCAGAGCACAGAAGAGGUCGACUUUCAGACAGUUGGAACAGGAGUGCAAACAGAACCACAGGGAGGAAAUGAAGACUACAAAAGUGAAAUGGCUCAGCGCUGGAUGACUCUGACCUCGCUUGUGACCAUUCGCCCGGCAAGCACAAACAGAAGACCGCUCGGUGCUUCACCUGCCACAAGAAAGUGGGCCUCACAGCAGGUUUUGACUGCCGGUGUGGAAACGUGUUUUGCGGCACCCACCGGUACUCGGAUAUCCACAAGUGUAGCUUCGACUACAGGGCCGAGGCCGCAGAGAAGAUCAGGAAGGAGAACCCUGUGGUCGUCGGAGAGAAAAUCAACAAAAUCUAAAACUGUGGAGCUGUGUGCGUUUCAGAGCAGCUCAUGAGCCAUUUCACUUUUCCCUUUUUCUUUUUAAAGACGAUUCUCUCUGCUUUUACUUUUGGGGUGUGAGCUGCCCUGGCAUCAUGCAGCCUGCUGGAGGACCCGGAGAGUUCCAGCGCUUCUUCCACACUUACAUCACUUUAUUUCCUUCCUCAGUGUUGUGCUUUGUGAAAUCUCUAAGGACUUUAGGGUUUAUUCAAUUACUACUCUAGCAUUUUGAUUGUAAUUAUAUGGGGAUUUGACAGCAGGACUAUGAGACAUUUAAUCGCCCACAGCCCAGGGCUCCACUGCAUCGGGAGCUGCAGUGUAUUUCUGAAUAAACUGGGGAAACUGCUUUUUAUUUCAAACACGGUCACACAUGCUUGAUUCCUUACCCAAUCCUGUGCCAUUUAGGAGUGUAUGAUAAUACGCUGUGUGUGUGUGGUGAGGUGUGACAUGUUUGAGUAGUCAGUAAUUAUUUGUGUGUGUGUGUGUGUGUGUACGUGUGUUUGUGGGAGAGAGAGUGUGGGGAAGCACGUUUCGGGUAAUGGGCAAUGUCUAUGCACAGCCAGUUAUCUUAAAUGGCACAGAUUAGUAGAUAUGAGUGCACAAGUGAAGUAUGACCUCUAAGUGAUUGUGCUGUAUUUAUGUUGGUUUAUUCACUGUCUUAACUUUGAUCUUGAAUAAAAUAUGAACUAAUUUUA
Molecule: messenger RNA, 1427 nt
Organism: Conger conger (European conger)
Lineage: Eukaryota; Metazoa; Chordata; Actinopteri; Anguilliformes; Congridae
Product: AN1-type zinc finger protein 6-like
Exons: 7
Coding region: 122-748 (208 amino acids)
Molecular function (GO): DNA binding; zinc ion binding
Source: RefSeq, a predicted model, not a curated record